AUGGGAUUUGAGUUCGAGAUUCAGUAUAGAAUGGUAGUAAGUAAUUGGCUAGCGGAUGCUCUUUCUCGCAAGGGCCUGGAUGCUGAGAUGCAUAAUAUGGAGGUUGGGUGUUGGAAACAUUGGAACAAACUUAGGGAGGAGAUGGCACGAGACGAAUUCAUAAGUCGGGUGAAGAAGGAGCUGGAAGUCUACUGCAGUUCACAUCAAGGAUUUAGCGUGUACCAGGGAAAUAUUUAUUACAAGAACAGUUUGGUCAUUACCGCUAAGUCCCCAGUCAUACAAGAAGUAAUGGCGGAAUUCCACAACUCCCAGGUGGGUGGUCACGCUGGCGAAAGGAAGACCUACCAACGGGCGGUAGCAGAAGUGUAUUGGCAAGGCAUGAUAAAAGAUAUCAUUGUGUAUUGUACAUUAAAGAAUAUCAGGUGUGUCAACAACACAAGUCCUUAA
Molecule: messenger RNA, 447 nt
Organism: Lactuca sativa (garden lettuce)
Lineage: Eukaryota; Viridiplantae; Streptophyta; Magnoliopsida; Asterales; Asteraceae
Source: RefSeq, a predicted model, not a curated record